AUGGACUCAACCGAGCUUUUUAAAAGCGGUAGAAAAAUAUCGAGUGACUUUCUUCAACUGGUUGUCCUCUUUCAACUCAGACAAUCGCCUAAAUAUCGGCAUUUGGCAGCAGAAGAACAAAGAUUCCAGCUGUGGGCUCACAGUCUUGGGUUGUAUCAACAAGGACAUGCAUCUUUGGAUUACCGGGUUCGGGAUGCUGAAAUCGUUAGGUCCGGAUUCGCCCGCAUCCUUGAAGAACUUCAAGCCCAUGUAGAGAAUCUUCUCGCGAUAGAACGUAAUGAACGCCUCCCAUAUGAAGCACAGGAAAUUCCGAAGGAUGAUCGUGAGACAGAAGACAACGACAGCGAUAGAUCUGACUCAGAGAGAGAUAAUUCUCCUGAAGCCAGCGACCUAUCCUCUCCAAGCGAUGAUAGUUCGUUUCAUGAAAUUGAAUUCCGACUCGAUGGCCUUGGUGACGCUAUAAACGCACUGUAUAGCCUUGCAGACCAGAUCAGAAGCUCUCUGCAUCGGCCGCAACGCAACAUACAUCAACUAUACAAGCACAUGCCGGCUGAAAAAAGAGAUGCGGAGAUACAGGAAAGAGAAGAAAUUGAGAUUGCAGCCGUUUGUUAUUUGCAUCGCCAGUACCUUAUCGAGAAUACCGACAAGACAGUGACGGCACAUGACUUUGAGGAAAUAUUUGCAAAAUAUUCGUCCGCCGAACAUUGGCUUCUCCGGAGAACCGGCAUUGCCAAUGCCCGUCGGAAGCAACAGUUUAUAUACUGGAAAGAGCAUGUUAUUAGGCUUAACCAGAUGAGAUCUGAAUUGCCUGAGCGCAAACUCAUCCCGAUUAACCCCGGAACAAAUGAGCCUGUCCAAAAUCAGUUGCAACUCAAUCUGAAGCUUGAGAACACAGAACAGGCGGCGUUGCCUAUCAUACCAGUCUCGACAACAACAGCUACAACGUUGAAGCCCGGCGAUCUCAGAUCCGUCAUUUCACACCAGACUCGGGUAUCGACAAUCAUUAGCCCUGGUGGUAAGAAGCUCGAGUGGCCAGAUCCGCCAAAAGUAGACGUCAUAGGCGGAUAUUUUAUCUGUCCAUAUUGCCAGACUCUAUGUCCUGAGAAGUACCUCCAAAAGAAUGUGUGGAUUGUUCAUCUUAUCCAUGACUUGCAGCCGUACCAUUGCACAUAUGAACAGUGCCUGGACCCAAAUCAAGUCUAUGGAAGCCGACAAGAAUGGAUUAAUCAUGAAAACGGGCAUACACGCGUGUGGCAUUGCCAUGAACACAGUGAAGAAUUCGAGACCCAACCAGAAUAUAUUCAGCACUUAGAAGACUCCCAUCCCGACAGUACCCCCGAGCAUUUCUCACCCGCAUUAGUUGCUGCCGCUGUUGGUCCCUCGAUGCAGAUUUACCGAGACUGCCCCCUCUGUCCGAGCGGCUUCUCUGAUAUUGCACAAAUGCAAUCACAUCUCAUUUUUCAUCUGGAGCGGCUUGCACAACUUGCUCUGCACAACGGCCCAAAGGCUUUAGACGAUGAUACAGAGUCUGGACAUUCAUCUCAAAGCCAUCAGGGCCAGUUGAGAGGCCGAAAAGCCUCGAUAUUUCGAGAUUUUGAUGCAGAAGAAGACGAAUCAUCAUUUGCAGAACUUGUAGCAAACGAUGAGACAGCAACAGUGAAUAACCCGUCUGAUAUUAUCUUAAAUGAAACAACUCUUGGUACGGUUUUUGGAGCAAUAUCUACACCCAAUGUCAACGAAUGGUUGCAAAAUUUAGUUACAGAGGGAUCACAAGAGGAGACAAACACAGCACACGAAGAUCUUUCAUCCAGCCACCCGCCGCCAAAGAGCCAUCUCAAACACUUCCCUCUCCCGGAGGAAUACACCAUAGGAUGGAUAUGUUCGAAUUCAAAAACAUCAUCCCUCGCGGUCGCUAUGUUGGAUGAAAGAUACGCCUAUCCGACAGCUCCACUGAAUUCAUCUUAUGUAUAUACAAAGGGAUCUAUUGGUCAUCAUAAUAUCGUCAUUACGUGUCCGCGUAUCGAGGAUUCUAUUGACGACCCGACGAAGAAAUUGAAUCCAAAUGAUUUGCGCAAGUCCUUCCCAUCUAUUCAAUACUGUUUCAUCAUUGGAAUUGGUAGUGGAAUGUCGCCAAUGAUUCAGCUAGGCGACGUUGUCCUUAGCACACCACCGCACCACUUGCAACGAGUGAAUUCGACUCAAUAUACAAAACACCAACCUGAAUCUUGGGAACACUUUCCUACCUCCUUACUCGCUGCUUUACAUAAGAUAGAAUUAGCCGGGAAAGAUUUCUCUUCGGGCAUAAUACCAAGACAUAUUGAGGAAGCGAAGGAGAAGGCACCUCAUCUUCGUUCUUUACUCCUCAGUCCGCCACCAGAAGCUCAAGUCCACUUCGGGAAGACCAUUUCUGAAACCUGGUUCAUUGAUGGUGCUACCAUUCGGAAUGAGCUCGGUACCGAUUAUAAAACUGAUAUGCUUUGUAUAGAGCAAAAGGCAGCGUACUUUAGAACAACUGUACCGUAUCUUGUGAUUAGCGGCAUCUGUGGCUAUGCAGAUUCGCACAGAAACGAGAGUUGGCAGGACUAUGCGACAGCAGUAGCCUGUGCAAAGGGAAUUGUAGAGUAUCUUCCACCCCAAAGUAUUGAAUCAGAUGCCACUCCCCGACGACAUUCCCAGGUGGAUCCUUUUCGCUGGCUCUCAGCAAUCGAUUACAGCUCUCAGCUGGACCAUAACUUGAGACGAUAUGCCCCGGGAACCUGUCAGUGGUUCCUUGAAUCGGAACAAUAUCGAGAAUGGUAUAACCAAGAUGGUACAGCGCUGUUGUUACAUGGACCCCCUGGAUCCGGAAAGUCGAUGAUAGCGUCAGCGGUCCUUGACCACCUUUCCAACACACUUCUCUCAGAGCAAGCAGCCGUAUUCUGUUAUGCGUUUUUUAACUUCUAUCGUGGAAAUGAGGAGACGGCCGAAAGCCUAAUGUGCAACCUACUCAAGCAACUAUGCCAAAGGCAAUCGCCUCUACCUCAAAAUGUCGAAGAUCUACUCGCCCGACAUAGGAGUCAAAGAACUCGGCCAUCACUUGAUGAGGCAUCGAGUGCCCUGGGAUUAUUAAUCUCUACAUUUCCAAAGACAUUCAUUGUUGUUGACGGGUUGGACGAGUGUAAACCUUCAAGCGCGUCACCGUUAGUAUCGAAAAUCAUGGCGUUAUUGGUCAACACGAGAGCAAAAUUUCUCGCAACUUCGAGAUCUCUUCCCGAUAUUUUGAAAAAGUUUCGCGAGCAUAAUUCAAUCAUCAUAGAGAUGCCUUCAAGUUCAGCGGCUGAAAAUGUUGGUCAAUACAUCAAGAGCUACGUGAAAGGACUCCCGGGCUUUAUGAACCACAGUCCCGAUGCGUUAGAACAAAUAACUAAUACCAUUAUGAAGCAUUCUAAUGGAUCGUUUCGUAUUGCCUGGUUUCUUCUUGAAUCGAUAACGGACUCAGAGACUCCUGAAAGCAUGAUGGAUACCCUGGAGAAACAGCCAAGCAGCCACAAUGCUUUGGAUGCUGUUGGUGCUCUGAUGACGAGAAUAAAAGCUCAAGAUGCGUACAGGAGAGACCUUGCGAUGAAUGCUCUUUUAUGGAUGACUUUUGCAUUUCACCCUUUGAGAACAAAACAACUGCAACAUGCGCUUGCAGUGGAAUUUGGAGAGUCGAGCCUCGACGAAACAAAUAUUCCUGAUGCCGACUAUGUAAUCUCGGUCUGUGAGGGUCUGGUCGUUAAAGAUGCAGAAACCGAUACUUUCCGCUUCUGUCAUGAGUCUGUAAACAGUUGGUUUACGGCACGGGGCAACGAGCUAUUCCCCGACGCUUGCCUCUACAUCACCAGAGUCUUCCUAACAUAUCUCUCGUUUACAGCGUUUGAAAGUGGGAUAGCCCUGAGCGAGGAUGAUCUCAACCGUCGCUUUCAUCAAUAUCCCCUCUAUGCCUUUGCGGCUUGCAAUUGGGGCUAUUACGCUCUUCGAGUACCAGAAUGUCCUGAUAUAUUACUCUUCCUUGGGAAGCAGGCGAAUGCUGCUGCUGCUGCCCAAGUGAUAUUCUUGAAUGGAGCUGGUGACCAAAUCGCAUAUGUGGCAUUACCUGGGGUGUCAGUUGCGAUACAUUUGGCGGCAUUCUUUGGUUUGAAAGAGGCGGUAAAAGUUCUGCUGAGUGUGUUUGACGUGGAUCUCAAGGUCUAUGGUGGUUGGACACCGCUAAUGGUCGCGUCUAUGUCGGAACAUCUUUUAAUGGCAGAGCUGCUGCUUGCCGAAGGGGCUGAUAUAGAAGCUAAAGAUGACAGGGGACGUACGGCAUUAUCUCUUGCGGUUUUCAGAGCGGGAGAAUCAAUGGUGGACUUUCUAAUCACGCGUGGUGCCAAGGUCAACUUUCAUGAUAACGAUGGCAAUACGCCAUUAUUAACUGCAAUUGAUCAUAGGGAUAAAGCCUUGGUGCAACUGCUAUUAACUCGUGGAGCGGACGUUGAGCUGAAGAGCACGCAUGGCGAGGCUCCUGUUGCAUACGCAACCAAGAAAGAAUAUGGAGAUAUUACCAGUCUACUGUUGGCGGCGAGGAAGAAAUCUUCCAUGGGAAAGAGUCCGUAA
Trichoderma aggressivum f. europaeum is the source of this 4614-nucleotide messenger RNA. RefSeq lists its product as uncharacterized. The record is from RefSeq and is a predicted model, not a curated record. Gene Ontology annotation, biological process: nucleoside metabolic process. Gene Ontology annotation, molecular function: protein binding; catalytic activity. The transcript has 5 exons. NCBI's taxonomy places the organism in Eukaryota, Fungi, Ascomycota, Sordariomycetes, Hypocreales, Hypocreaceae. Bases 1 to 4614 code for a protein of 1537 amino acids.